AAGAUGGCCAUUUAAAGGAACCGUUUUUUUUCCCCCUGGUCAUUCUGUUCUCGUUCCAUCUUUGGAUUCGUCCUUUCUCCAAUCUUCCAGAUUUUUAUGUUUCUGCCCGAUUAUAAGGUUCCCCGGACAGCCACUGUUUUUCGCUUGGAUGGUUGGGUAUAUUUUUUCUUGAUUUUCUUGUUGCAAUUUAGAGGAGAGGCCUUUCAGAGAGUGGCUUGGAUUUCUAUUUAUUUUUUGGUAUCAUACGGUGCGAAGCGAUUCAUACUCUCCUGAAUAUGGGCUUUCCUGUUUCGUCUUGUGUAGAUAAAUAUUGUGGUGCUUGGAUUUUAUAUGUUAUUUGGUGAAUUAAUACUGUUCGUUUUCAGUUAUUGGAAUUGUAAAUGGUUGAAUAAAAUCAUCGUGCAUUGCUUUCUGGCAAGAACACACUAAUUAGUGAUCUGUCUGUUUUGAAUUGGUUUCACAUGUCUUAUGCUUAUCGAUGUUAUACUGAUGAUGAUGCUCUGGUGGAGUUGCAUCCAUACAAACAAUGCAAAUGUGGAGUUUGUUAGUAUAUAUGCCAUUUAGUUUUCGAAUUCAACAUACACUUUGAUUAUGCUAGUUGAGGUCAACAAAUGUUUUGCAUCAUAGCUGAAGUUUAUUUCCAUUAAUGCUUGUAUGAUGGAGUAUUGGGAGAAUUUUCUUUGAGAUGCCUAUCUUUCCAUAAGUGGGGAGAAUCAUGGCUGUGAUCAUCUAUUUCCGUUUGUGGUAAAAGAUUUUAUUGGUCAGUCUGUUCUGGAUGGAUUUAGUCUUCGAGCUUAUUUGACAUAGACUUUUCAGAAAAUGGUGAUAUUUUUUGAAUAGUUCAGUUAAGUAUAUGUGUUGGAAUGCCACAGAUUGGUAAGUCGGUAUUUGUUAUCCCUUCCUUCUUUCAUUUUAUAGUUUCUGCAGGUGAUUUUGCGUAUGUGGUAUAUGGUGGUAGUUUUUGUUCAGUGAUUGAUAAUUGUGAAGCUGAAUUUCUUCUUCAUUGCAAAAGAUUUCGAUGUUAUAGUUUGAGGCUUCUAUGGAUUAAAUAUCUGCAGCGUUUAAAAUAUCUGAUAACUCGUUUCUUCACGUGACCAUAUGUUGGUGCCCUGUGUCUACUGGAGGAUCCCAUAGUAGGAUUGGAAACUUGGAAUAUUGAUUCAUUGUGACAGAAAAUCAUUCCAAGUUCUAUGAAAUUAUGAGCGUACAAGCUUGCAUCUGUGUGGCCAACUUUAUCUCCCUCAUAUUAUAAUGCAUUUCUCACUGUUUCAAGGGAGCAGGUUGAUAGUGCUAGAGGGUUUUGCUCAUGGAGGUUAAUGGCUUGCGGCAAAUACAUAGAGCAGAACAUGCUGUUCGGGGGUAUAAUGAUGCAAAGUUAGUGAAUGGUGUUGGUGAAUUUGACCCUUGGACAGCAUGGGCAUACAAGCCUCGCACAAUUUCCUUGCUGCUUCUUGGUGCAUGUCUUUUAAUUUGGGCAAGUGGAGCACUUGAUCCUGAAAGGACUGCAUCUCAUGACAUUGUCACAUCUGUGAAGAGGGGUGUCUGGGCAAUGAUUGCAGUCUUUCUUGCAUAUUGCUUGCUUCAAGCACCUUCAACGGUGCUUAUUAGGCCACAUCCUGCUGUUUGGCGCCUGGUUCAUGGAAUGGCUGUUGUUUAUCUUGUUUCCCUUACCUUUCUGCUCUUCCAGAACCGUGAUGAUGCUCGACAGUUCAUGAAGUACCUUCACCCUGAUCUUGGAGUUGAACUACCUGAAAGAUCUUAUGGAUCUGAUUGCCGUAUUUAUGUACCAGAGAAUCCUAAAAGCAGGUUUAACAAUGUUUAUGAAACACUGUUUGAUGAGUUCGUUCUUGCUCAUAUUUUUGGCUGGUGGGGCAAAGCUAUAAUGAUAAGGAAUCAACCACUAUUAUGGGUCCUUUCAGUUGGGUUUGAAUUAAUGGAGCUCACUUUUCGCCAUAUGCUGCCAAACUUUAAUGAAUGUUGGUGGGAUAGUGUUAUUUUGGAUAUUUUGAUCUGCAAUUGGUUUGGUAUCUGGGCUGGAAUGCAUACUGUUAGGUACUUCGAUGGUAAAACAUAUGAGUGGGUUGGUCUAAGCCGCCAGCCAAAUAUCAUUGGUAAGGUGAAAAGAACAUUGGGCCAAUUCACACCUGCAUGGUGGGACAAAGAUGAGUGGCACCCGAUGCUUGGGCCAUGGAGGUUCAUCCAAGUUCUCAGUCUUUGCGUUGCUUUUAUGACAGUGGAGCUUAACACCUUUUUUCUCAAGUUCUGUCUUUGGAUUCCUCCUCAAAAUCCCGUGGUUGUGUAUAGGCUGAUUCUAUGGUGGCUAGUAGCAAUACCAACCAUCCGUGAGUACAAUUCCUAUUUGCAAGACAGAAAACCUGUGAAAAAGGUUGGGGUAUUCUGUUGGCUUUCUCUAGCCAUAUGCAUAGUGGAGCUCCUUAUCUGUAUAAAGUUUGGGCAUGGUCUGUUUCCCGAUCCGAUGCCUCCAUGGUUGAUAAUUUUCUGGGGAUCAAUUGGAAUGGCACUUGUGAUUUUCCUGCUAGUUUGGUCUUGGAGAAUUCAUCAAACUACACUGAGAAAGAGGCAAUGAUUUCCAUUGCUUUAAUUUUCUAUUUAUUCUUUUCUCCCACUUUUGUUUGCUGGAUGCAUACCUUGUAUAUAUGCAUCAUCAAGUUCUAUAGAUGCUUAGGCUCUGCUUAGACUGAAAAUUAAUGUGGCAUGUGUAGUAUCUUGAUAUUUACAUAUUUUACCCUGCAAGAAAUAUCAUUCAAGCCAGAAGUUUGUUUGCUUUUCAUUUAUUUCUUCUAUUGUAUAAAAUUUGAAUACUUGGCUGUAUACUGAUCAUCUAAUAAAACUAUGAGCUUUUGUCAA
Elaeis guineensis (African oil palm) is the source of this 2868-nucleotide messenger RNA. Its product is annotated as CDP-diacylglycerol--serine O-phosphatidyltransferase 1. The record is from RefSeq and is a predicted model, not a curated record. Gene Ontology annotation, biological process: phosphatidylserine biosynthetic process. NCBI's taxonomy places the organism in Eukaryota, Viridiplantae, Streptophyta, Magnoliopsida, Arecales, Arecaceae. Gene Ontology annotation, molecular function: L-serine-phosphatidylethanolamine phosphatidyltransferase activity.